Mollisia scopiformis is the source of this 2914-nucleotide messenger RNA. RefSeq names its product TPR-like protein. The record is from RefSeq and is a predicted model, not a curated record. The transcript has a single exon. The coding region runs from base 6 to 2894 and encodes 962 amino acids. NCBI's taxonomy places the organism in Eukaryota, Fungi, Ascomycota, Leotiomycetes, Helotiales, Mollisiaceae. Gene Ontology annotation, molecular function: protein binding.
CCAAAAUGUCUAAGGCUUCUGCGACACCAUUCAAGAGCUUCGACUCUUUACUCUUCGACUUUAAUGCUUUGAAAAAUAUUCCAGAACUUGCAGAUCUGGUAUCGUUGUUUUUGGAUGGCGAUUAUAAGGCAGUUUUGAGCAGCCGCACCUCGCAAAUUCUGUACGAGGAGCUCUUCGAAACCAUAUCGUCGUCGCGCAGCAAGCAAGAUUCUGCUCUCCAAAUCGAGGAACUGAAAACUUGGAAUGGCGCAAUCAAAGUCCUGCUCACUGGCCUGGCUGCGCUAAAUGCUUUUCUACAAGCAAAUGUCACGGGACCCCCGACCUUAUGGCAGGAUGUCUUUCCGCAAAAGCCACUGGACUUUGAUUCAAAGUGUUUGAAGAGUCUGGAUGUGGAUGGUAUAUCGGUUUACCAAUACAUCCCUAACUUGGAACUGUUCUGUCUGGCGAGAUUCAUCUUCACGGUCUUCUUCCCACGAAUAGUGGAUGGAGAAUACAGGGAUUCGAAGUGGAUGAGAAUCAGGAUCAAUGCUUUUCAUCAAAGACUAUUGAGCGGAGUCAGUGCCGGAAGGCUGAGCGAGAGUGCUUUGUUAGUAGAUGCUAUUGAUAAGGACAUCAAAGACCUCGAAAGCGAAGUCUUUGCCGAGAAAAGUGCAUUUGACACAGACGCCAAAGUCAUGUUCUUGUUGGAGGAAGCACAGAUAUAUAUCUUGCAAAGCCUGGAUCUGAAAGCAAGAGAAAAGGUCAGGAAAGCAAAGGAAAUUGCCGGAUUCGAGUACGAGUUGAGCGGCGCGUUGGGAAAGAAAACAAAGUUCCAGAAGAACGACAUCUCACAGCUUGUUGUGUUUGCCAAGAGCAAUGACGAUGAGGAGGUAGAUACAAAUCACUUCACAGCGAACAAGGAUCUGGAAAGAUCAAAUGGAAAUGCACCCACGACUUUGGAUCUCAACGAUGAUACGCUUCUGGAAUCCAUUUCAUUUGCGAAAUGUGGCAAUGACGUUGUUGCAACAUCGUCGCUCCCUCCAUCACUCGCCAACCUCAAACCAGAUGAACAGCCCCAGCUCAAGCCUCUAGACCAGAUUACAUUACUAACAGAAGCCACUCUCAAGGACACCCUUUCUCCAUUAGACAAGCUCAACAGUGAAGAGAUCUUGCCCUACGCAGUUCGUGUGCUAAAUGACAAGCCUACAAACUGGCAAAUUUACACGCAAGCCCUUCUCGUUAGAAGCCAGAUCGAGUCACAUCGCUCUAGAACCCAAGAGCGAAGUGUGCUUCAGCUUCAGGUUAUCGUUGAUCAAAUCAUCGCCGACACACAAGAACAGUCCGGGGUUGUCAAUGGAGGUGAAAAUGGCGGCAUUCCGGAGAUAAAAGUCACCUCGUUCCUUCCAAGAGCCAAAGUCGACGAGUCAGCUCCAGUAACAGAGAGAUUAAAGUACAUAUAUCCUUUAGCCUCUCCAACUAGAUGGGAAAUCGAAACUGAGCUGGCGUAUGCUUGGGCUAGUGCUGGUUCAUUUGUGUCAGCCUUAGAGAUCUUCAAACGAUUAAGAUUAUGGGCUGAAGUAGCGUUAUGCUAUCAUAGCGUGCAUCAAGAAGAGAAAGCUCGACAAAUCGUCCGAAGACAGCUUUUCUUCUCGAAGAAAGGUACGGAGAUGGACAAGUAUGAUGUUGAUGAGAAAGAAGUUGUGCAGGAGAAAUGGGAUGGAGAGAUCAGAGAUCCAAGUCCGCCUCAUUCUCCAAGACUGUGGUGUAUUCUGGGAGAUUUGGACCAAGAUCCUUCAUGCUGGGAACAUGCUUGGGAAAUUUCGAAGCAUCGUUAUGCUAGGGCACAACGAACUUUGGGAGAAUAUUACUCCAAGACAGGAGACCUGGACAAAGCACGAGCAAGCUAUCUGCAAGCUACGGUCGUGAACAGACAGAAUGGUGAUACGUGGUCCAGACUUGGUGACAUCGAUCUCAAAGUCGGGAAUUGGGACGGAGCAAUUAUCGCUUUCCAGCAAUCGAUAAUGAUCCACGAGACAGACGCGAAAACAUACUCCAAUCUUGGAUCAGCACUACUUAGCAAGCAUGCCGAGCUCACAAAAACCCAAAAGCUCGCAGCAUCGACAGCUGCUCCUGCUAUCGAGCCGCUUGAUGACGAAGAAAUCUCCUCUGUUCACAAAUCUACACAGGAUCCCCAAUCUCUGCUCCGCCAAGCUUUGGCAGCCUACAAACGUGGUGCAGCUAUUGCUUACACGAACUGGCAGAUUUGGGACAAUGUCAUUACCAUCGCUGGCCGACUUUCUCCUCCCUCUUUUCCAGAUUUGCUUUCCGGCAUGCGGUCUGUUAUUCGGAUCCGCGCUCCCGCCGUCGGUGAAUUCGCUGUCGACAUCGAUGUCUUGCGAGCUUUGGUCCUUGAAGUAACGUCUAGCGAGCGACCAGAGAACACCCUUCCUGGAGAAAGCCCUGCGGAAAACAACGGAAUCUAUAUCGCACCCAGAGGUAGUCUCGCAAGAGCAGUAAUUGCCAUGGUAAACACUAACAUCAUCCCACUAAUCACUAAACGCGCCGAACUCUGGGCACUUGUCGAGAAGCUUUCGUUAUACAGAAAGGACUAUGCGAAUGCAUUAAGUUGUGCAGAGAAAGCUUGGAGGAUGCUGAAGGAUGGAGAAGAUUGGCUGCUCGAUGAGGAGAGGUGGAAGAGUGUUGUUAGUGCUACUGAUAAUCUUGUCAGUGCUUUUGAGAAUUACGGACCGAUGGAGAUGGUUGGUGAGGAUGGGGAGACGAGGGAGGUGGAGAAGAGUUGGAGGAUGAAGGCGAGGAAUGCAGUGAGAGGAGUCAUGAGUAAGGGGAAGGAAGUAUGGGAAGGUGGUGAGGAAUGGGAGGCACUUCAGGCUUUGCUUGAAGGACUCAAGAGUUAGGUAUAGAAAGUAAUGAAGAC